Molecule: messenger RNA, 640 nt
Organism: Symbiodinium sp. CCMP2456
Lineage: Eukaryota; Dinophyceae; Suessiales; Symbiodiniaceae
Source: the annotation of a GenBank genome assembly
AUGCCUCUUCACGAGCCUCUGGUCCCUCUGCAGGAUGUGGUAGAACGCGGGCGGAUGAACAUCGUCAAAGCAGAUCACCGUGUGCAGUUCUUCAAAGCGUCUCGGAAGGAGGCAUCCAAGAAGCAGGAGAAGGAGACUGCUGAGGACCCGUUGGAAAGCCAAGUCCUGGCGGCAACUCGCAUCGCGGCGCACUGGAAGCGAAAAGUCGACCGGCGGCGCUUUCUCAAGAUGCGGGAGGAAGAGUUUGAGUUCCUUGGCAUGGCACCCCCAAAGAAAGACAAGGGAGACACCGACGUCAUUGUCGAGAUGCAGAAGCACCGGGAGACAAGGAAGAAGAUGCAGGAGGACGCAGACGACGUCUUCGAGAAGGCACUGAAGGAGCAGCUUGAGUGGCUUCAGAAGAAGAAGGGCGCAGACAUCAAGGCCGAGUUGCUGGAAGAGCGACGGCAGUGGAUCCUGGACUACUGCCAAGAUCCGGAGCACCAGAAGGAGUUCCCUGAGAAGUUCGACGCUUUCUACCAGCGCUUUGACAAGGCUCAGGAUGACGACGAAGCGGAGAAGGGGAAGGAUGGCAAGAAGGGCAAGGAUGCCAAGAAGGACGACAAAGCCAAGGGAAAAGGCGGCAAGGGAGGAAAGAAAG